AUGGCUCGAGGCAACCAGCGCGAUAAGGCUAGGGAGAAGAACCUGAAGAAGCAGGGCAAUGUGAAAAACAAGAACACCCAGACCGGAACCCAAUUCGCCAAGUCUCAAGAAGACGCCGCGGCUAUCAUGCGCGAGAAGCAGAAGAAAGCCGAUGAAAAACGAGCCGCCGAGGCAGCAGCGGGUGGGAAGAAAUAA
This is a messenger RNA of Penicillium brevicompactum, 195 nucleotides long. Its product is annotated as 4F5 domain protein. The record is from RefSeq and is a predicted model, not a curated record. The transcript is spliced from 3 exons. Bases 1 to 195 code for a protein of 64 amino acids. Lineage: Eukaryota; Fungi; Ascomycota; Eurotiomycetes; Eurotiales; Aspergillaceae.